GUCAUCACCUAGAGCUUGGAGGAAAAAGAAUUGCGUUUAGGAAACGCGAUAGUGCGAGAAAAAUGAGCGGAACAGGGAAGAAAGUAGUCGACGUGGCGUUCAAAGCAUCAAAGAACAUUGAUUGGGAAGGGAUGGCGAAGCUUUUGGUCUCCGAUGAGGCUCGCAAAGAGUUCGCCACUCUUCGUCGCACUUUUGAUGAAGUUAACUCCACUUUGCAGACCAAAUUCAGCCAGGAACCUGAACCUAUUGAUUGGGAAUAUUAUAGAAAAGGAAUCGGCUCGCGCUUGGUGGAUAUGUACAAAGAGGCUUAUGACAGUGUUGAGAUCCCCAAGUUUGUUGACACAGUCACUCCUCAAUACAAACCAAAAUUUGAUGCCUUGUUGGUUGAAUUGAAAGAAGCUGAAGAGAAAUCUUUGAAAGAGUCUGAACGUUUGGAGAAAGAAAUUGCUGAGGUUCAGGAGCUGAAGCAAAAGAUCAGCACCAUGACAGCGGACGAGUACUUCGAGAAACAUCCCGAGCUGAAAAAGAAAUUCGAUGAUGAAAUCCGGAACGACAACUGGGGUUAUUGAGACAUCUUUGGUAAUAUAAGGGCCAAGGUGCAAAACAGUCUACCAGUAUUUCCGAGUUGAACUUUGUUUCUUUUUCUGUUUUGAUCCAAAUGAUGAUUACGAAAACCCACAUUUUGUGUUGAUUUGGUUGAUCUUUUUGUUGGAAAUGUUGGGAUCCAAUAAUAAUUCACCAAAGUGGAUAUUUUAAAACAUGCUUUUUCA
Messenger RNA from Hibiscus syriacus, 770 nucleotides. Its product is annotated as ATP synthase subunit d, mitochondrial. The record is from RefSeq and is a predicted model, not a curated record. Gene Ontology annotation, biological process: proton motive force-driven ATP synthesis. Gene Ontology annotation, molecular function: proton transmembrane transporter activity. The transcript has 5 exons. NCBI's taxonomy places the organism in Eukaryota, Viridiplantae, Streptophyta, Magnoliopsida, Malvales, Malvaceae. The coding region runs from base 63 to 569 and encodes 168 amino acids.